Molecule: messenger RNA, 345 nt
Organism: Theileria annulata
Lineage: Eukaryota; Apicomplexa; Aconoidasida; Piroplasmida; Theileriidae
Exons: 1
Coding region: 1-345 (114 amino acids)
Source: RefSeq, a predicted model, not a curated record
AUGAAUAUAAUAUUGUAUGAUAUGAAAUUAUGUAAAUUAUUAGAGAAAUUAGAAGAUUUAAGGAUAAAUUAUAUAAAUAUAAGACCUAAACAUUUGAAUCGUUGUAAAAAAUGUAUUUUAUGUAAUUUGGAAGAAAAUAUAAUAAAAAUAUCAAAAUUAAUUUGUAAUUUAUUAAAUUUUAAUAUAAAAAAUUUAAUAAUUUAUCUUAAAUUUGAUAAAUUACAAUUUAUACAAUCGACCAUUACACUUAAUUAUAUCAAAUCACUUUAUUCAUCAAUUAUUACACAAUAUCUUUUAUUAUACAAUGUAAUACUAUACCUAAUACCCUUAAUUUACCUUAAUUAG